CUAUUCUAGAAUAUUUGUUUUUAAUAAUUCGAAUGUAAGAUUACAAUAGGUUAAUACGAUUACAAUCAAGUUAAAUUGAGCUAGUAAUUCCCACUGUAAAAAACUGUUUAAAUUAUUUAAUUAUUUAGCAUCUAAAUGAUUUGUUUUACAUUUCAGUUUCAUGUACGAUGAAAACAGUCAAUCAUAAUCACCACCUGACUUUAAAAAGCAGGAACGUUUAACAUCAGGUGACGGCAGAGCGUGCUUUUGAUAAAUCAAAAGUUUUUGAUAAAUACAGCGUUGACUGGUGUGGCUAUUGAUGUAGUUAAUAAAAGUUAUUAACAAAUAACCAGUGAAUAAAUUGGUAAAAUGCAUAAUAACGAACUAUUCACUAAAAUUUCACACUCUUUUAGAUUUUUUUUGUCCGCGGUCUACUUCGAAUUACAUUAGACUUAAAACGAGGACUUUUAUUUUGACAACAAACUCCGGAAGUUUUCUCCGGAAGUCCUCGUUGAGUGCAAAGAGUUGAACCUGGCUGCGUAUGUUCAAAACAAACCGGUUUAUUUUUGUGGAAAACCUCCGCGUGAAUUAAAGUUGUGCUCUUUGGUGUGAAGACAUGAAUGUGCCGCUUAUACUUCGAGUCAAGUGAAAAAUUUUAGGUAUUUAGUGAAAACAAAAAUGCACAAAUGAUGAGUAAAUACUCAUACAUAAAACAACAAUUUGAAGGCUUUAUUCCACCAAUCCUACAGGUUUAGACUCUUCUGAGUGCCUUGCAUGGAGAACAUUGUGGUUUACAUUCCCAAGGAAGCAUGUGUCAAAAACAUGCCUCUGCAGUCCCUGUCCAGAUCCACAGCCAGGAAGAUCAGUGUCGCUCUGUUUCCGCAUGGAUCAGAGAAACAGAUGCUACAGACAGUGACUUGGAUCGGUCCGGUUGAGCUACGGGAAAAGGAAGUGGCUGUGGGCAAGGGCAGAAGAGAACCGAUCCCACUGAGCCAGAGGCCACUGCUCUCCAAAAUAACUCCAGGCCAGUUUUCGCUGCCUGUUGUGAGUUCCAGUGUCACUGCCUUUAAGGUCUUAAGAACGGUUUUAAAAGCGCAGAAGCCUAAAAUACAAUUUUCAGGGCUGGAAAAUGAUGCCGCUUCUCUACCCAGCAUCAGGGAUUCUGUUCCGAAAAAUGCUAUUAUUGUGUAUCACGGCCAGAUCUUUCUGUCGGUGAGGAAGUCACAUUGCAGGCGAGUGAGAUUACAAAACUCUCCCUCAGUGUCUCCUUGUAAACAGAACCAAAUAAAGACACCUGGCUGUCAGGUGCAGCUGCUCCUGGACACUUCACACAGACCACAACAGAGCAAGAGACAGGAUGUUCAAACUCCAGUCAGAGAUCUUGAUAUUAACGUACGGAUUUCACCGCUUCUGCACAAAGCUUCUGAAGAAAUAACUGAGAAAUGCUUUACUGACAAAGAGUGUCAAAAGGAAGAUGAGUCCAGGUCGACGCGUAGCCCACCCAAACCUCUUGAGGAUCUGGAGUCUGGUCAGGAGACGUCUAGUUCCCAGCCCAAUCUCCUCCGGCAGUCACAGAUCAUCCACUCAUCUCCUGUCGUCUCAGAACCGCCUGAAGCUGCGGGAGGAGAAAGAGAGAUGCAUGAGGAUGACAAUGAGCGCUUAGAGGGCGCGUUGCUCCCCAGGGCUGAGAGCUGUCUUGCGUUUGAUUUUGAACAGUUGGCCCAGGAGGAGAGAAUCAACCACCUACGAGCUCGGCUCAGACAGAAGGAAGCAGCUCUCAGCGUCUUUAACGCAAAGCCAACAGAUCAGAUUUAGAGGAACAGACUGCACCAAAGAGAACUGUUCAGGAGGUGUACAAGCUACUAGUGAACCAUUUUAGGGCGAACAGCAGAAUAAUGUUUUAAAGCUUUAAAGAAAGAGUCUUCAUUAACUCCCCCUCACGAUGUCUCAACCCUUUACGAAAGAAAGUCAUUUAGAUUUGGGGCAUCUUGAGGGUGAGUAAAUUAUGGCAAAAAUACCACUUUAAGGUGAGGGUGUUUGUUAAUUCAAUUGUUUAUUAUUUAGUAGCACAAAUAUUGGCGUUUUGAUAAAAUAUUUAUGCCAAAAAGAUGUAAGGAGGUAUUUAUGUGUUUGUGCAAUAAAUACAGUGAAUAUUUUGUGAACAGCAUCGUUUGUUACCACAAAAUCAUUUUGGAUUUCAUUCAUUAAAAUUUUGAAAUUAUUAUACAUUAAUUAUCCGUUCAAAUAAAAGGUUUUAUGUC
Molecule: messenger RNA, 2240 nt
Organism: Puntigrus tetrazona (Sumatra barb)
Lineage: Eukaryota; Metazoa; Chordata; Actinopteri; Cypriniformes; Cyprinidae
Exons: 4
Coding region: 754-1794 (346 amino acids)
Source: RefSeq, a predicted model, not a curated record